UGGACUGUAGAACCGUUGCGCAUGGCCGCCGAGCGGAAGCCGACAUGGAGUCUGAUGCAUUGACCAAUGAUCUGGCACGUCCAAUUUCGGAAGUAGAACUAUCCCCGCCUUGUGCAAUGUUGAUCCGCAAUACCCAGGAUGCACACCGCAGCUUAACCAAACGCUGAAGUUUGUCGACGUUCUCACUCACUAACCAGCGCGUUCUCUCGCCCUACGGCGUCUGCCGUUUGGACUUCUCUGACACGGUCGUGGGUGCGCGGCAAUAGCUCGUAAAUGAAGACUUGGAGUACAUCCGCUAGGAGCCCAAUGCUAUAUAAGAUCUGUUAAGCACUCAAGCUCACCAGCACCUUCCUGUCCUUCCAGUAAUCUUUUAAACAUGUCUACCAAUCCCGGCGGCCAACAGUCCAAGUUCCGUCUCAACCCAAAGCCCACGUACAGCGAGAGAAUGUCUGAGACCCGCAGCGAGAUCAGACGAAUCAUGAGGGACGCUCUACGUACCAUCACACACGAUGAUGUCGCGACCAUGCACUGGCCGACAUACUGGAAGGACGUGGUCGCACGAUACCAUGUCAUCAUUGAAGGGUGGCCCCAGGACGUGCCCUUCAGGAACCUCAGCGACGUCUCCAACCUCGGCAAGUUGGAGCAGCUCUUGACGGGCUGGCAGAACGGCACCAUUUAUUUUCGCCGGCUCACCGAUGCCGAAUUCGCAACCCUGAGUGCGCAGCAUGACGCAGCUCUUCAGGAGGGCCAAGGGGACGGGAUUUGAGGACGGAUGACCAGAGCGAAUGACACAGGGCAGGCUGAGGCGCGGAGAUGCUGGUAGCAUUGAGGUGUUGGAACAGGAUACCCGAAUCGGCAUUGGAGCGGCCGUAAUCUAUUAUCAUUUCUAUGCAUUGGAUGUGUUGUCAUUUGCAACUGUAUUUAUUCUGGCUCUGGUGGCAAGUGGCUGAAG
This is a messenger RNA of Laetiporus sulphureus 93-53, 952 nucleotides long. RefSeq lists its product as uncharacterized. The transcript has 2 exons. Lineage: Eukaryota; Fungi; Basidiomycota; Agaricomycetes; Polyporales; Laetiporaceae. The record is from RefSeq and is a predicted model, not a curated record. The coding region runs from base 377 to 766 and encodes 129 amino acids.